Messenger RNA from Kazachstania africana CBS 2517, 627 nucleotides. RefSeq names its product nuclear cap-binding protein subunit CBC2 (gene CBC2). The transcript has a single exon. The record is from RefSeq and is a predicted model, not a curated record. Gene Ontology annotation, biological process: mRNA cis splicing, via spliceosome. Gene Ontology annotation, cellular component: nuclear cap binding complex. Lineage: Eukaryota; Fungi; Ascomycota; Saccharomycetes; Saccharomycetales; Saccharomycetaceae. Gene Ontology annotation, molecular function: RNA cap binding. The coding region runs from base 1 to 627 and encodes 208 amino acids.
AUGGGGAAUUUAGAGGAAUUUGAUGAGUUGAAGUGGAACCAUUCUGCAAGGAGGCUAGAUACACCAUCGACGUAUUUAUUGAGGAAAGCAAGAAGGAAUCCAAAUGGUCUUCAGGAAUUGCGUGCAUCGCUAGUCUCCUCUACAAUUUAUGUAGGAAAUCUCUCUUUUUAUACAUCAGAAGAACAAAUAUAUGAACUUUUUUCAAAAUGUGGUACCAUAAAAAGAAUAGUCAUGGGCCUAGAUAGAUUCAAAUUCACACCUUGUGGAUUUUGCUUUGUCAUAUAUAAUGAACCGAAAGAAGCAUUAAACGCGGUCAAAUAUUUGUCUAACACCAAGUUAGAUGAUAAAAAGAUUACAAUAGAUCUAGAUCCAGGAUUUGAAGAUGGUAGGCAAUUCGGUAGAGGAAGAAGUGGUGGUCAAGUUAGUGAUGAAUUGAAAUUCGAAUUUGAUGCCUCAAGGGGUGGGUUCUCUGUUCCACUAGCACAACGUAUAGGUAAUAGGUUUAAUCAGGAGCAAAUCCAAUUUGCGGCCCCAAACUCUGCAUUCAACUUUGUUCCACCGGCAAUGGGCGGUUUUGAUGCCAGUGGCGACUACGACCAAGACGAAGAUAAUUAUAUUCCCCAAUAA